GGUUGGAGCCGCGGCGUGGGCGGGAGCAGCGGAGGCCAGGAAGCGGCGGAGGUUUUUCCUGCCCGCGGCCCCGGAGCGCAGCGGGACGGACGGACAGACGGACAGACGGACCGCCGGGCCGCGCCGGAGAUGACGACGCUGACGCACCGGGGCCGGCGGGCGGAGGGCCGGGGCUCCGAGAAGAGGGCGGAGGGCGAGGAGGAGGCGGCCGACAGAGAGCUGAACGAGGAGGAGCCCGAUGACUCCAAAGACAUCCGCCUGACCCUCAUGGAGGAGGUGCUGCUCCUGGGGCUGAAGGACAAGGAGGGCUACACCUCGUUCUGGAACGACUGCAUCUCCUCGGGGCUGCGCGGGGGCAUCCUGAUCGAGCUGGCGCUGCGCGGGCGCAUCCGCCUGGAGCCGCUGGCCCUCAGGAGGAAGAGGCUGCUGGAGAGGAAGGUGCUGCUGAAGUCGGAUGCUCCCACUGGGGAUGUGCUGCUGGAUGAGACCCUCAGGCACAUCAAGGCCACCGAGACAGCAGAGACGGUGCAGACCUGGAUAGAGCUGCUCACGGGAGAGACCUGGAACCCCUUCAAGCUGCAGUACCAGCUGCGCAACGUGCGGGAGCGCCUGGCCAAGGCGCUGGUGGAGAAGGGCAUCCUGACCACGGAGAAGCAGAACUUCCUCCUCUUCGACAUGACCACCCACCCCGUCAGCAACGCCUCCGAGAAGCAGCGCCUGCUGAAGAAGCUCCAGGAGAGCGUCCUGGAGCGUUGGGUCAACGAGCCCCAGCGCAUGGAGCGCAGGACCCUGGCCCUGCUGGUGCUGGCCCACGCCUCGGACGUGCUGGAGAACGUUUUCUCCAGCCUGGCCGAUGACAAGUACGACGUGGCCAUGAACAGGACCAAGGACCUGCUGGAUAUGGACCCUGAGGUGGAAGCUGCCAAGGGCAGGGGCACGGAGAUGAUCUGGGCCGUGCUGGCGGCCUUCAAUAAGUCCUAAACACUCCUCACAUGGGGUGGGGGAGAGACCCCUGAUGGGUCCCAUCCUGGGGUCACACCCUGGGGUCUCCCCUGAGGGACCUGGACCUGGAAGGUGCCAAAGCCAGAGGCAUGGAGAUGAUCUGGGCCAUGCUGGUGGCCUUCAGUAAGUCCUAAACACUCCUCACAUGGGGCAGGGGAGAGACCCCUGAUGGGUCCCAUCCUGGGGUCACACCCUGGGGUCUCCCCAGAAGAACCUGGACCUGGAAGGUGCUGAAGGCAUGGGUACAGAGAUGAUCUGGGCCGUGCUGGUGGCCUUCAGUAAGUCCUAAACACUCCUCACAUGGGGUGGGAGAGACCCCUGAUGGGUCCCAUCAAGAGGACCCCACACCCCACAUGGGGUCCCAUCAAGGGGAUCCCUCUCCCCAUGGGGACCUGAACCUGGAAGGUGCCAAAUGCAGAGGCACAGAGAUGAUCUGGGCCGUGCUGGUGACCUUCAAUAAGUCCUAAAACCUCUCCUUGGUGGGUCCCAUCCUGGGGUCACACCCUAGGGUCUCCCCAGAAGAACCUGGACCUGGAAGGUGCCAAGGGCAUGGGCACAGAGAUGAUCUGGGCCAUGCUGGUGGCCUUCAAUAAGUCCUAAACACUCCUCACAUGGGGCAGGGGAGAUCCCUGAUGGGUCCCAUCCUGGGGUCACACCUGGGGUUCUACCCUGGGGUCUCCCCAGAGGGACCUGGACCUGGAAGGUGCCAAAGCCAGGGGCAUGGAGAUGAUCUAAGCUGUGUUGGUGGCCUUCAAGAAGUCCUAAACACUCCUCACGUGGGGUGGGAGAGACCCCUGAUGGGUCCCAUCAAGGGGACCCCUCACCCCAUGGGGACCUGGAGUUCCUGGGGCACUGGGUGGGCUCAGCCUGGGGAGGGACCAGGGGAUUUUUGCUUUUUCCCCUCCUCAGGUAGGGCUGAGAGGUGACAACCCAGCACCACCACCAGCACCAGCACCAGCACAGCCCCGUGGUGCCUCCAGGGAGAGGUGGCAGGGCCCAGGGGGUGGCAGAGCUGGGGUUGGCAGAGCCCGGGGUGGCCCAGGAGCUGCUCCAAGAAGCCAAACCCUGGCACAUUGGGGGCUCCUGGGUACCUCUCCCCCAGCCAGCUCCUGCCUGGCAGCUCUGGGGGUGCCCCUGAGGAGCUCACACCCUCCUGGGGUGGCCUUUGGGGGUGUUGGGCACCCCAAGCUCGCCCGGGCUGUGCCCCUGUGGCUCAGCUGCUCUUUCUAGUAAGAAAAAUCAAGUGAAACUGUGGUUAUUUUUGUUCCUUCCUUCCUCCCCCACUUUAUUCUCCUGUAGUUCACUUUAAAUUGAAAUGUUUCUCCGCA
Molecule: messenger RNA, 2330 nt
Organism: Serinus canaria (Common canary)
Lineage: Eukaryota; Metazoa; Chordata; Aves; Passeriformes; Fringillidae
Gene: GOLPH3L
Product: golgi phosphoprotein 3 like
Exons: 5
Coding region: 130-981 (283 amino acids)
Biological process (GO): retrograde vesicle-mediated transport, Golgi to endoplasmic reticulum; Golgi organization; Golgi to plasma membrane protein transport
Cellular component (GO): trans-Golgi network; Golgi cisterna; cytosol
Molecular function (GO): phosphatidylinositol-4-phosphate binding
Source: RefSeq, a predicted model, not a curated record